This is a messenger RNA of Petromyzon marinus (sea lamprey), 3846 nucleotides long. RefSeq names its product cytosolic carboxypeptidase 2-like. Gene Ontology annotation, molecular function: metallocarboxypeptidase activity; zinc ion binding. The record is from RefSeq and is a predicted model, not a curated record. Lineage: Eukaryota; Metazoa; Chordata; Hyperoartia; Petromyzontiformes; Petromyzontidae. Gene Ontology annotation, biological process: proteolysis.
UUCGUGAUGUGUGGUGGGGGGUCUGGCAUCGCGUCUCGUGGCCUAGGAGACCGGGGUCGCGUCGCAGGCGGAAACGCGAGCGACCGCUCGGGGCUCCGGGGACACCGAUCCAGAGCACGACCCUCGCUGCAGCCCGAGGCGCUCUGCACCGACAGCAGCGACUCCCGGAUCCAUCCCGGGAUUCCCGACCCGCUCCACGAGCCGACGUCAGCUGAGACCCCCGUGCUCUCCACUCAAGGAUUUCCAGAUUUCACUCAAAGUAUCGUACCACUCCGGAACACGGCGUUCUCCCCGCCCUGCCAGGGUCCAGGGACUCCUCGACUGAUCCGUGUGCCCCCCCCCCCCGACUCCUCGCCCCGACCUUCCACACCCCCCCCCCCAUCCCCACCGGGAUGUGCCCCCCACGGCGCGGCUCCUAAAGGCUGAGCGAGGACCCCCCCCCCCUUGCCCAUCACCACCGUGGAGCCAUGCACUAUGAGGACGCCUAUGAGAGCUUCAUGCGGCAGCAUCUCAAGCACUACGGCUACUAUCGCGGACGGAGCGAGGACGAGGAGGAGGCGAGGGGGGUCCCGCUCAGAGGUGGCCUUGGGGGGCCCAAUUCUGGCCCCCCACGCAGCUCCACCUUCCCCGGCUCCCUCGCCGAUCGCAGUAACGAGGAGGGGACUCGGCCCCCAGGCCGCCCCUCUGCGGGCCCUCGUCCGCCGGCCCCCCCGCCGUGGCGAAGCACGCAGCUGGUGCUGGAGGAGGGCGCCGGCGCCCCACGGCUGCGGGAGCCUCUGCAGGGCCCCGCGCCCAGCGCCUCGGCGCUGCCCGCGCACGCCCCGCGCUGGCCGCUCGACUGCCAGGUUGUGCCCGAGCGCGUCACCCACAUAGACUGGGACCCCUCCGAGCCCGAGCCGCUGUACGAGGCCACGGGGCGUGAGCACGAGCCGCUGUGCGUGGGCGACGAAAGCGGAGAGGUAGUGUUCGAGAUCGAGAAAGCCUCCUCUGAGCGCUGCUUCGUGUCGGCGCGGAUUGGGGGCCGCCGGGGCCCGCUAGUGCCGCCCCCCGCGGCCACGCGUGGGGAGGACGACUCCACCCUCCUGUUCGAGUCCCGCUUCGAGAGCGGCAACCUCCAGAAGGCCGUGAGAGUCGGCGAGUGGGAGUACGAGCUCACGCUGCGCUCGGACCUCUACACAGACAAGCAUACGCAGUGGUUCUACUUCCGCGUGGGCAACACGCGCGCCGCCCCGCGCCGCUACCGCUUCACCAUCACCAACCUGGGCAAGCCGCGCAGCCUCUACGGCGCCGGCCUGCGCCCACUUCUCUACUCGGAGCGCGACGCCGCGGGGCCGCUCGCCCUCGGCUGGCGCCGCGCUGGCUCCGAGGUCCGCUACUACCGCACGCGGACCGCGGCGGCGGGCGUCGCGGAGACGCGGGCGCGCUACUCGCUCACGUGGACGUUCUCGUUCCCGCACGAGGGCGACGAGUGCUACUGGGCGCACUGCUACCCCUACACGUACUCGCGUCUCGCCGCGCGCCUGGCGCGCAUCGCCGCCGACCCGCGCGCCGCGCGCUUCUGCCGCACGCGCGUGCUGUGCCGCUCCCUCGCGGGCAACCCCGUGCCCGUGCUCACCAUCACGUCCCCCGCGCCUCCUCCUCCUCGCCUCCUCGACGGCCCCGAGCGGGGGGCCCGCGACGACGGCGCCGAGGAGGAGGAGGGGGGGGGGGGCUCCGCCGAGCGCGGGGCCCGCGCGGCGCUCCUGGGCCGGGCCAAGCGCGCGGUGGUGGUGACGGCGCGCGUUCACCCCGGGGAGAGCAACUCCUCGUGGGUGAUGGAAGGGCUGCUCGAUUUCCUGCUGGGCGACUCGGCAGACGCGCGGCUCCUGCGCGACACCUUCGUGUUCAAGGUGGUGCCCAUGCUCAACCCGGACGGGGUGCUCGUGGGCAACUACCGCUGCUCGCUCUCGGGGCGCGACCUCAACCGCAACUACCGCACCGCGCUGCGCGACGCCUUCCCCCCCGUGUGGCACCUGCGCGCCAUGGUCCGCAGGCUGCUGGAGAAGCGCGAGGUGGUGAUGUUCUGCGACCUUCACGGCCACAGCCGCAGGAGCAACGUGUUCGUGUACGGGUGCGAGGGCGCGGCGGGUUCCGGGCACGGCCCCCGGGGGGGCCAGAGCGGCCGAGUCUUCCCGCUCAUGAUGAGCAAGAACAUCCCCGACAAGUUCUCCUACGAGAGCUGCCGCUUCAAGGUACAGAAGAGCAAGGAAGGCACGAGCCGCGUGUUCAUGUGGAGGAUGGGCAUCGCCAACAGCUUCACCCUAGAGACCACCUUUGCCGGCUCCACGCUAGGGGAGCGCAAGGGCACGCACUUCAGCGUAGAGGACCUGAAGUCGGUGGGGUACCAGCUGUGCGACACGCUGCUCGACUACUGCGACCCCGACCAGGCCAAGGUCGAACUGUGUGAGAGGGAGGUGAUGGAGCGGCUCCGUGCUCAGGCCACAGAGCGGAUGCGCAACCUCGGCAAAGACAGGGGGGGGCCCUGGGGGCUGGGCCUUUCCGACAUGGAGUCCAGCGAGAGUGGCUCAGACAGCUCGCAGUCAGAUGGGCUGCCCACACACCUGCUGGCGCUGCUGCCUAAGAUGCGCGUCAAGCGGCGGCGCCUCAAGUCGCGUAAGGAGCGGAACCGCACUCGCCUGGGCCUGCUGCAGGCCGUGGGAGCCGUGGGGGCCCUGGGCUCCGGCUUCCCUCCUAACGCCGGGCCCCGGCGGGUCGGGCCCCGGCGGGGCACGACCCGGCCGAGCGGAAGGGCCCUCGUGGAGGCUGCGGCCGAGGCGGCCGGGGAGCCCGUCGGCCGAAAGGAGGCAGACAAGGUGCACACGCAGCGCUACCGCAGGAGCGGCCCAGCCACCACCGUCACGGCCGCCGUUGGGGGCGCCCGGGGCGGGGCUGUGGCUGCGACCGUAACCCAGGGCCCCCCCGGUGCACAGACCAGCAUCCCCCUGGCGUAUGUGGGGAGCGACCCCCUCGCCGGCGUCUCCACCCGCGCCCUGGACGCUACCGCGUCCGCCCAGACGCAGGCCGCCACGCCGACCCUUGACCCCGGCCACGGUGACUUCUGCCCCACGCACGGCACCUUGGCCACCCAGUACCUGAGCGGCCUGCUGGAGGAGGGCUGGGGCCUGCAGUGGGAGGGCAGCGGCCUGAGCCUGCGUCACGUGACUCGUCACAUGGCGCCGUCAUCGCGUCGACGCAUGCUGCUGGGGGGGCAGCUGGUCCUGCCCGUCUCCAUGACGACCGCGCUGCCCCCGACUCCCCGCCGCCCCCCCCGCACGGCCAUCAGGCAGCACCCACUGUCCUUUGAUCCCUGGCUGGAGGAGGCCGGCGGCUUCCCGUCCUCCGGACGGCUGCAGAGGAGCAGGGAGCCGCUGUCUCUCCUGCCGGCCACGCAGCGACCCGCCUCCGUGCGGAUGGGCCCCCUAUCGCGCACCCCCAGGCCGCUGGGUGCCAUCGGCUCGGGUGAUGCCGGAACCCCCGAGCGGGGGCGGAAGCAGCAGCAGUCAAAGGAGCCAGCGGCGGAGAGAGCGUUCGCCGGGAGGCUGAGCCCCACGGCUACGAGGGAGCCGGGCCGGGGGGCCCUCGUCACCGUCACCGGGGCCCCGGGCCUCUCCGGAGAGGCCGGGCAGCGUGCUCCGCGCGGGGCAACGGGAGCGCCCGCGGGAGACACGGAGGAGCCGUGGUGGGUGGACCGGACGGACGGCACGGCAGCAGAACCACGGCCACAUGGACGCAGCUCGUGACUGGAGCCACGCCGCCCUCCAACCCCCCCACCCUCUAACCCCCCCUCAAACCCCCCCACCCUCUAAU